GAACAAACAAAACCCGCGUCUGUUCCUAAUCCACCAGAGGUUAUGGUUUGUUACAAAGUAUGCCAAAGAAGCUCCAGACCCGAAGAAACCUCCACCAGCGACAAAGAAGUGCAUAGAGUGAGACAGUCGAAAUCCCGCGAGCUUCGCGCUAGCAUUCUUUAUACAGGGUGCGAUUGUGAGAAACGAGACGGUUUGCAGGAUGACUGUCAAAGAACGGGAUGUCAUGGCUCCCCAGAGUGCCUAACUAACCCCCCUACUUGCGGUCCUAGCGAGUUCUGCAACGCAAAGCACCUCGGGAGAAAGCUAUUGAGUUCUAGGAAGGAUAAAAAUGGGAAUGGCAAAGAAAAUGGAAGUGGGUCAAGUUUCAAGGCUAAGUACAAGUGUUUUCCUGCUGUCGUGAAUGACCCUGUAAGUUGCUGUCCUUGUCCCCAGAAGUAGUUCUAAGCGAAUAAAUCAGGAUUUGUUGAAUUUGUAUUGUUUCGAAUAUGUUUGAAAUAUAAAGGUAACCUGAA
Molecule: messenger RNA, 512 nt
Organism: Leptinotarsa decemlineata (Colorado potato beetle)
Lineage: Eukaryota; Metazoa; Arthropoda; Insecta; Coleoptera; Chrysomelidae
Source: RefSeq, a predicted model, not a curated record